AUGCAGCUGUGGCAGGAGCUUGAAGAGGCAUACUCCUCUGUGUCACCAGCGGCGGAGGAGCGCGCGGCCCGGCUGGAGGCGGCGCUCAAGGCCCAGCAGUUCCUGCAUGACGCAGCGGAAGUCGACUCCUGUCUGGCUGACGAGGCCGCCGCACUGGCUUCCGGUGCUCCAGGAGGAAGUAACUCCCAGCAGAUAGCGCUGAGACAGCAGGCGCUCAGUGAGGCGUGGCGGUCACUGCGAGGUGCUGCAGACCUUAGGAGGAAACUCUCCGUGACGUCAUCUCGUGGUCGUCAUCCCUCCGCAGCGAGAUGUCAUCCCCAGCUGCCGCAGGCUCAGCAGCAGCUGAGGGCGGAGAAAGAGGCGCGCGACGACUGGUUCAAGGACGUACUGGCCAGGGGGCAGAGGUUACUGGAUGAGGAACGUCCCAGCUCAGCGGAGAUCGAAGAGCGUUGCCGCGCGGCAGGUGGCGUUGGAGCAGCUGAUCGACUGGCGCUGCUUCCUGAGAGACGAUAA
Molecule: messenger RNA, 513 nt
Organism: Danaus chrysippus (African queen)
Lineage: Eukaryota; Metazoa; Arthropoda; Insecta; Lepidoptera; Nymphalidae
Source: the annotation of a GenBank genome assembly